AAACGCACUUCCGGACAUGCGUUUUCGCGCGUUAGCGGUACACAAACAUGGCGAUGACAAUGAGCCAAAGUGAUGUUCAGGUGCAACAGAAAGAAGGAGUGGAGGAUGAGCAAUCGAUGUUUCGAUCUGACAGUGGUGAGGAUUCUCUCGAUGGCCUUAUGAGACAAAGAUGUCCCCUGACCCCUUCGCUGUCCCCACGGAAACGGACCACCAGCCAAAGCAAAACAGAGCCUCCACUUCUGAGGACGAAUAAGAGGACAAUCUACACCGCAGGACGUCCACCCUGGUACAAUGUUACUGGGACCACCUUUAAAGAAGCUUUUGUAAUCGGUCUGUGUGGAGGAAGUGCCUCUGGGAAAACCACCGUGGCCAAUAAGAUCAUAGAGGCUCUUGAUGUUCCUUGGGUUGUUCUGCUCUCUAUGGACUCUUUCUACAAGGUUUUGAGUAAAGAGGAGCAGGAGUUGGCAGCAAGAAAUGAGUACAACUUUGAUCAUCCCGAUGCCUUUGAUUUUGAACUGCUGGUAACUGUGUUGAGAAAACUGAAAAAGGGCAAAAGCAUCAAAGUGCCAGUGUAUGACUUUACCAGUCACAAUCGUCGCAAGGAGUGGAAAACUGUCUAUGGGGCCAACGUUGUGAUAUUUGAGGGAAUCUUGGCUUUUGCCAACAAGGAGCUUUUAAAGCUCCUAGACAUGAAGGUGUUUGUAGACACAGACUCAGACAUCCGGCUAAUCAGGCGCCUAAAGAGGGACAUCACGAAUAGAGGGCGUGACAUUGCAGGCGUCAUUAAACAGUACAACAAAUUUGUCAAGCCAGCGUUUGAGCAGUAUAUCGAACCCACUGUGCAAGUUGCAGAUAUUGUGGUCCCAAGAGGUGGAGAAAACUUCGUAGCCUUGGAUCUGAUUGUUCAGCAUGUUCACAGUCAGCUGGAAAAGAGGAAACUCCGCUGGGAUAUAUCAGCCCUGGCAUCUGCCCAUCAGGGUCAACCUUUACCCAAGACCCUGAGUGUCAUGGAGAGCACCCCACAGGUCCGAGGAAUGCACACUAUUAUCAGGAAUAAAGAAACCAGUCGAGAUGAAUUUAUUUUCUAUUCAAAGAGAUUAAUGAGGCUCCUUAUAGAGCACGCCCUGUCCUUUCUGCCGCUGAAGCCGGUGUCUGUUGAAACUCCUCAAGGAACUGUAUAUGAAGGGAAGAGGCUGAGUGGGAAAAGGAUUACUGGUGUGUCCAUUCUACGGGCAGGAGAGACCAUGGAACAGGCCUUGAUGGCUGUUUGUAAGGACAUUCGGCUCGGAAAGAUCCUCAUUCAGACUAAUCAUGACACAGGAGAGCCUGAGCUCCAUUACCUUCGUUUGCCCAAGGACAUCAGUGAGGACUACGUUAUCCUGAUGGACAGCACUGUGUCUACAGGAGCGGCAGCUCUCAUGGCUGUCAGAGUCUUGCUUGAUCAUGACGUCCAGGAGGAUAAGAUCUUCCUGCUCUCUCUGCUCAUGGCGGAGAUGGGUGUUCACUCAGUGGCCUACGCCUUUCCCAAAGUGCGCAUCAUCACCACUGCCGUGGACAAGAAUGUCAACGAUGAGUUUCACAUCAUUCCAGGGAUUGGUAAUUUUGGGGAUCGUUACUUUGGGACUGAUGCUCCUUCAGACUGCUAUGAAAGUGAUGAGGGGAUGGACUACUGAAUUUCAUCAAGACCUAUGUGAGCGACUAUAUCUGCAUGCAUUAGAGAAGGGAAUAUUUAAGCAGUUGAUCUCAUAUGAUUGUGGACCCAUUGCCCUGCCCUAUAUAAGCAUAAGCCUUAGCCACCUCUUGCUGUUGAUCCUUGCAAUACUACAUGCUACAAAUGAGCCCAUGCUCAAUACAGGUCAAGCAUCAACAGACUCCCAAACACUGGAGAUUACUGUUCAUUAGCUUUCCUUAAAAUGCUCACAUGACCAUCACAAUUGAGAAUUUUUCAUUAAUACUUGAACUGAUAAGAGUGGAAUAAUAAGGGCACACCACAGUUUCUUCAUGGGUGUGUUUACAAUGGCAUACUACCAAAUUAUCAUGUACUGUUUUUCAGUAGUAUGAGUAUACAGUUUAUACUGUAUAAAACAGUAUAUAUAAUUGCAAACACAGCACAUACUCAAUGUUUGUUAGCUGAUUUCAUGUCGUCUUGACUUAAUUUGCUUUGUAUAGCAUAUAUGGCAUACAUGUGCAUUUGAGGUGCUUGACCAAAUUGACAUCUUAUACUAAGUGAAAGAAACCUUUCCAUAUGCCUGCUUCAAUUUAACCUGCUUUUAAUAUUGUAGCCUUGCUUAAAGCAGCUGUGCAUAAAUGUUACUACCUUUAAUAGUAGCCCAAGCACAAAAUAGGAUUUGGGUCAAACAACAUUGUUUACUACAGUGCUGCAAUUCUGCUCAUAAACAAUACGUCUGUUGUUUAGUCUACAUUAACUUUGUUGUUUUGGCUUCCCCCCCACCUCCAAUUGAUUGGUGUCUUGAAAGUGAUACAGAUGUGAAGUGCCAAUCAAUAUAUCAGUCUGCUUCAUAGUGUUUGUGUGUAAAAAUGUGGGGAAUUCAUGAAAUAUUGAAAAGGGACUUGUUAAUAGAAAAAUCAGUUUUAAGUCCAAAUGGAUAAUUUUCCUCAUCAUUGGUUUUAGUAUUUAACACUACAGUGCCACUGAGGGGAACAAAAUCAGGUUUAUAGUUUUCUGUUAUAUACUUGAAUUUUAAAACGUAGAUAAGGUUUAUUUAUUUUUCAUUGGUUUAUUUGCCAUUCCUGAUUGAGGAGAGGCAACGACAGAUUGAUUUGCAAUAGUUAAGAAACAAUUAUUGAAGAACAUUUUGGAGGUCUUUUAGCAGAACUUAAACCAAAAGAGAGUGCAAAACAUGUACUUCUCCUGUAUUUCCACUGUUAUGUGUCAUCUAAUGCAUUUUUUUAAUAAACCUGAUCAAAGUAAUAGUGCCAAAAUGCACAUACAGCAACCUGAGAGGCACUUAAAUUUUUUUAAACAGUUUGACCACAUUCUCACCUAAAGGGGAAUGUUGCACAUUAUUUCAAUGGGAUUUAUUAAAAAAUUACAUUGUCUAUUUGGUCCCACUUGACAAAAUAAAAUAAUGAAAUUGACAUAUUUAUGUCUUAUUUUUCUUUGUAUAUUUGUUUUCUAAUUGGAACUGAUAUUUGGUUUGUUUUUAUUUUUGGUGCAGUGAUUUUAUUGCCUUGUGUUUUGUUAUUCUGAAUCAAAUCUCAGUAAUGUACUUCAGACUUAUCUACAUUGGCAGAAAUAUGCAUUAUUAUAAGGGAAAAAAUAUUUCUCUUUCUUAUUUAAGUUCUCUCUCUCCAGAGAUGUGUACUGUAAUUAUUUUGUUGUAUAUGUAUGAUUUGCCUGGGUUAUCUGUUUACGAGCUUCAAAAUGACCUCCAUUGUUGUAAGUCAUUCCACUAAUAUUGAACUUUUUUUCUGUAUGUAUAAAUAGCGGAAUAAAAUAUGUU
This is a messenger RNA of Cyprinus carpio (common carp), 3464 nucleotides long. RefSeq names its product uridine-cytidine kinase-like 1. Gene Ontology annotation, cellular component: cytoplasm. NCBI's taxonomy places the organism in Eukaryota, Metazoa, Chordata, Actinopteri, Cypriniformes, Cyprinidae. Gene Ontology annotation, molecular function: ATP binding; kinase activity. The record is from RefSeq and is a predicted model, not a curated record.